Messenger RNA from Diorhabda sublineata, 10875 nucleotides. RefSeq lists its product as uncharacterized. The record is from RefSeq and is a predicted model, not a curated record. Gene Ontology annotation, biological process: nucleobase-containing compound metabolic process. The transcript has 10 exons. Gene Ontology annotation, molecular function: 3'-5' exonuclease activity; nucleic acid binding. The coding region runs from base 327 to 3044 and encodes 905 amino acids. Lineage: Eukaryota; Metazoa; Arthropoda; Insecta; Coleoptera; Chrysomelidae.
AUUUUAAGUCAAAAUAAUUCAAGAUGGCGAGAGCCAGCUUGUCGUAGUAGAGGUCAACGGGAUUUUUAUUUUAUACUAUUUAUUAUAAUUUUAGGAUUUGAAUAAUUUCAAUAAAUUAAUUAUUGUGAAACAUAGACAGUGUAUGAAUAACACAAAAGUGAUGGUAUUCAAACAAUUGCUUUUGAAAAAUGACUAAAUAGCUGGAAAAUAUUUACCUGUCAAAAAUUUGUAAUUAGAUUUUUCUUGUUCUUUUUUGAAAAUAAGCAAUACAAUUUUAAAAACGUACAAAUUUAAUAAGAUAUAUACAAGAAGUUCAUAUCAGAAACAUGGAGGCUAUGCAAUAUGAAACAGCUCGAAAUAUGACCCUUUUAUUCUUUUUUGAACGACUAUUAGAUAAAGGAGAACCAAGAACUCUACACGACUUGAGCUGUCAAUUUGGUUCUAAAGGAUUUACCAAAGAAAUGCGACAAAUCGCUGGUGGAAGCCAAAGUGGCCUUAAAAAAUUUUUGAGCCAGUAUCCUUCUUUAUUUUGUAUGGAUAAUGACUAUGUUACUGUUAAUACUUUUCAACAUAGUAGCAGCAAAGACAGUCAAGGGAAAGAUUAUACUACGCAAGCUGUGGAGUAUUUUUCUGAAAAACUGGCUCAAUAUGGUGAAGGAACUGAAGUGCCUAUUCGCAGCCUUUUGGGACACCGUUCCCAAGCAAGUCCUGAAGUGCGUCAUGUCUCAGGACAACAUUUUCAUGAAUUUAGAGAUUUUCUCUUCAAACAUCCUGGUACAUUUAUGGUAGAUGAUGAAAAAGAAACUGUGAUUUUAGCAAAUUUUGAAUCCGUUAAGAGUCACUGCCCUCCAGAGUUACAUUUUCAACAUGAUGUUAAAAUUGAUCCACAAGAAACUCAGGCUUUGUUAGAUUUUCUGGCACAGUGUAUUGAGGUCAAAGGUCCGGUAUUAGUGGAACAACUCUUUCAAAUAGUCAGCUGCAACCUUCCCGAAAGUAUGUGGACGAAUUUAUUCAACACUCCAACUCAACUUAUGAGUUUUUUGAGACUUUUUUCAGACAGUUUUCAUAUACAUUCGAAUUUAGUAACUUUGAUUCAACCACCCAAAAUUAAUCAAAAACAUAUGUCAGCUCAAGUUAAUCUUAUGAAGGAAUAUAAAAGAACUAAUGAAGAAAUGAAAAAUGCCAAAAAUCUGUCUAUAGAUGUUUGCAAUGAUGUUAAAACAGAUAAGGUCGAAAGAAUCGAAAAACGUGAAAAACCCUUAACUCUCCCCAUGGAAGGAAUAGAAAUAAGCGAAAAAUAUCCAUCUGCUCCGAUGGAAAAGGAUAAUAUACAAUUAUCUCCUAGAUCUAUAAGUGAUAGAUUGAAACAACCUAAAAUUCAAGCGAAAUCUAUGAGUCCUGAACCCCCAACUUCUCCUGUACCACCUGCAGUGUCAUAUAUUAAAAAUGAAGAUAAAAGUAAAGUUAAUUUUAAAUUAGGAAAUCCUAUUAAACAGAAUUCGAAUGAAAAUCAAAACGAUCGAACAGUACUAUCGCCUACUUUCCAGAAACCUUCCAUUAAAUCAAAUUCUACAUAUAAUCAAAGCUUGAAACAACGUAUAAAUACUCUCGUACUAAAAACUUUACAAGAAAAUACAGGUAGAGAACAACGACAAAGUAUGAUGAAUCAACAUAUAACACACACCGAUAGUUGGAAAACAAGACUUUUCCAGAAUACCAGGGUAAUUUGUACGACGAGAGAGUGCCAAUUGGUUAUCAAUGAUAUAAUGAAUAAAGAAGAAAAUAAUAAAUUUGAUGAAACUUGGCCUUUCACUGCAGAUAGGAAGGUGGUGGCUUUUGAUUGCGAAGGUAUCAAUUUGGGUGUAAAAGGACAACUAACUUUGAUGCAAGUUGCAACGAUGACCGGCUUUGCAUAUGUAUUUGAUUUAAUAUCCUGUCCUGAGAUGAUCGAACAUGGACUUAGAAGACUACUGGAAUCUAACGAAGUUAUAAAGGUUGUUCAUGAUUGUCGAAACGAUUCCGUGAAUCUCUACAACCAGUUCAACAUAAUGAUGCGAAUGGUAUUUGAUACGCAAGCUGCACAUGCUAUUUUAACUUACCAAGAAACGAAUCGACCCGUAUAUAAAGCUAAAAGUAUAGCUUUGAACGCGCUUUGUGAAUGCUAUGGCGCUCCUAUUAAUCCCAUGAAAGAUCAAUUGAAAACAAUUUACAGGAGGGAUCAGAAAUAUUGGUCGAGACGGCCUCUAAGCAGAGAAAUGAUACUGUAUGCAUCUGCCGACGUUUUGAGUUUGACAAAUGAAAAGAUAUAUUAUCAAAUGAGUAAAAACAUAAGACCAGAGAAUAGGGAAUUGUUGUUAGAACUUUGUGAUGAGCAGUUACAAAUGCACAUAUCACCGGAUAGUGUAAAAAUGAAAAAGCGUCAGAGAAAAACUGAAACUGAAGUGAUGGAACUUAGGACGAAAUUGGCUCAAGCAACUAAAAGCGUUGUUUUAAGCAAUAGAGAAGUUAGACUGCUUAGGUACAUAGAAUUAACAGAUGACGAAAAAGAGAAGCUCAAAUCUUCUGCCAAGGUAGCAAAAAAAUUAGAAAAAUUGGAAAGUUUAGGUCAGGAUCGUGAAGGAGAUAGUUCAGAAGAAGAUGGAGAUAAUGAUCAAGAUUAUCCUAGUUUGGACAGCGAUAUGACGUCGCCACGUAAUUCCGAGCCUACUAGUCUAACAGAAUCAAUGCAAAUGGUCGAUACAAUAUUGAAUGAUAACAAAUUAGAUCGAAUCGAUAAAAUAGAAAAAUUAGAAACGAUACUCAGUAACGCUGCCAUAUUACAAAAUGAUAUAGAAUCUGAAAAGUGUACUUGUAGUUGUCAUUGUAAAUUGAAUAAUGGGUAUAAGCAAGACCGCGUUGUAUCUCCUACUAAUGAAUACGUUAGUAGCGUUAAAGAUGAUGAUGACGGUAUGGUCAAGGCGAAUCAUUCUAAUAUAGGCACACAAACCCUUAGCACCGGUGAUAUAGUCGUCACCAAAAUAUUUUUUAACGAAUCUACCGAAUGAAAUACGAGGAUACGUUAAUUUUUUUUAAUUUAAUUUUCGUAGUGAAAGCACUAGGUAAUAGUUCGGACUUAUAUCGGUAAUUGACAUUAUUAAAAUUUAUUAUUGCAUUGAAGAUACCCCUAUAAAAAUACAUGCACUAUAUUUCUCAAAAAAAACCAUGAUGCUCAGUUCAUUUAUAGAAAUUUUUUGUAGCAAAAAAAUGUUGGGAGGUUUAAAUAAUUGUUUUUUUAUUUUUGCAAUAAAAUUUUGUUGAGCCUCCUUAUAUAAAUUGGAAUAAUAUAAAAUCCAUGUAGUGUUUUUGAUGAAAUAAAUUAAUUUUAGUAAAUAAUGUCAUAUCCUUGCGGUUUUUAUCAACUAUUACUUGAAUAAUGUGUGGUAGAUACUUAUUGCCCUAGGGUAUUAAGACUGCUUCCUCAUUGAUUAAUUCUCUCCUCUUAUUUCCUGUCUCUUGUCAUUUUUAGAGGUGAUUUUUAGUCUUAAUCUGUUUUGAUCUUACCCUCUUGUACUUUUGUGUCUAUAUUUUCUCUAGAUAACUCAGUGGACUUUUUUUAUCAGUACCUUUUUGACCAUUGUUUUAAAUACUUACAUAAUUUGUGAAAAUUACAAAUAUUAAUAUUCUUAUUUGCCCUUAAAGCCUUUCUUUUCUGACAUAUUUUCUUCUUGGAGUAACAAUUUUUAUAUUGCCUUUUUUGAAUUUCAAAAUCUUGUUACAUAUCUGAUUCAUUAAACUCCUCAAACAUUGCAAUGAUUAUCUCCUUAUUAAUAAAAAUGCAGGCAAUAAUAAUGUCAAGGUAAUAUCGCAGGUAAAAAUAUAAAACAUUAAACAUUGAUAUUAAAUAACCAUAAAAUAAACAAUAAUAGAAAAAUAUAAUGAAUAAUAAAUCAGCUUAGUUUGUCUAUUCAAUUUUAUAUAGUACAGGAAAGCUUAAAGUAAUAAAUCAAUUAUUGUGUGCAUAAUUUCAAAAAACUUCCCAAGCACGUUAUUUGAAGAUUCCAAAUUGAUGUGAACGUGAAGAAAUGAUCCCUAUCUUUAAACCGCUUCAAAUGACAGGUACAUCCUCUAUUAUUUUAUGUACAGAAUUCAAAAUAAUGACUUUUUUCUGUUCAGUUUUCAUUCACUCUAUAUAGUAGUUACCACUAACGGACAGUUUAAUUAUUUUACUCUUUGUGUAUUGAAUGUUUGAAAAUAGUUUCUUCGAUGUAAUUUUGAAUUAUAAAUUAGACAAAAUCAAAUUGUUUUUUGUAUUUCCAAUUUCAGUUAUCGAUAUUUGUCCGUUCUUACGUUAACAAUACAAGGUAAUUUGUAGUAUGAAGUUUUUAUUCAAGUAACUAAUGCUCAAUAACAAUCUUUUUUAUUGUUUUAGAUGAAAUUUUAUAAAUAUUUUAAUAAAGAAUCAAUGACAUACGUACAAUCGUACGAAUAAUCCAGAAAUCAGUGACAAUUGAUGCUUGAGACUGGAACUUUGAAUAAUGCUUUUCCCAAAGUGAUUCGAGGACCUUCUAGGUGACAUUAAGAGAUUUUAUAGGGUCUAUACACGAUCACUACUGGUGAAAAAAGUUGAGAAAACUCCUUUUUAUACAGUUGUGUAGUGUAAUGUAGGGGCCGUGCCAAUGCUUAACAGUCAAAAAGCAUUAGUAUGGUGGUUUUACCACUAUGCAAUUUAUUAAUUAGCAAUUCAUCAAAUAUAAUUAUUGUUAUUGCAAGUUUACAUGAGUAGUCGAUGGGUUUUACCCCAGCAAUUAUAUUUUUUUAUAUGCUUUGAUAGCGUUGAUCGAGGUCCCAAAAACUCUCCCAAAACAAGUUCCAUCCUCAAGCCUAAGACCAUCCUUCACUUUAUUAUCAUUUGCUUCUUUUCAACUAUAAAUUUUGGCUUAGAUCUAUUUUGUUUUCUACUACAUUGUAUGUUGUCUUAAUAUUUCAAACAAUGUAGGUGGAAUUUAAUAUUUUAAUUGCUUUAUUAUAUUUUAUUGAAAUAGAAAGUUUUAUAAGAAAUUUGCAACACCAAAUUGGACGUAGUUAUGUCUAGAAAAAUUAAUAUUACAUGGAAUUGUCCAAUUUCUUAUACACAAAAAAACUUUACUUAUAUAUAUAUAUAUAUAUAUAUAUAUAUAUAUAUAUAUAUAUAUAUAUAUAUAUAUAUAUAUAUAUAUAUAUAUAUAUAUAUAUAUAUAAUGUAUAUUACAAUAUGAAUAUGUAACAUUCUUUCGGCGCUACGAGACGAAGCUCAGGUAUGAGGAUUGCCUCAUUUAUCAGUUUUUUUUUCCUGAUAUGCUCCACUUGCUCGGGGCAGCUUCAAUGAAGAAUAUAAAAUACUCCAGGGGUCAGUAUGAUGAUGACGAAUAUGCUGAAGUCAGUUGAACAGAUUUUACUUGCAUAACUACGUCCAUUAGUGGAUAUUUAUAUUUUUUUUUUCGGCAAUAAUCGGUUUGUUUUUCUACAUUCCACAAAUGAUAUUUGAAAAUAGUGCCUUUUUUGAUUUACUUAUUGUGAAAUUUAUGCCUUCAAAUAAUUUGUUUUGCUAAUAGAAAAUAAACAUGACGUUUAUUAUGUUGGGACAUUUUCGGAUGAAAAACUUCCUUCCUAGAUUCUUUGUAUUCUAAUGCGAUAUUAACUAUGGAGAGAUGUUCAAAUAUCACCUUCCAACUUAGCAAACUUCGUAUAGUUCUUCCAUUUACAAUUGCAGAAGUUUAAAAGAAGCUUAAAUAAAGUAGUAAAAAUGGAGAUUAUUACUUUUAGUUAUUGAAGUAUUUUUAAAAGAUAAGUUUAUAGCACUAUCAGUAUAAGAACACCCUCUUAAAUUUUUAACUGGAUACAAAUAAAUAUGAUAAGGAAAAAGUAGAAAAAAAUAACAUAUCUAUUAGUAUGAUGGGUGAAUGUUAUUUGAAUAUUUACCAGAAUGUCUGGAAGGAAUGAAAACAUGUCAUUGGGAUUUUAUUACACUACUAAUGAGCACUUGGAGUACAUCUCAACAUAUACUGUUGAGGUUGAGUUCAUGGACUUUAUAUUCAGUACAGAGUAGUACCAGUCGUGAACUGAGCUCUUUUUGAAUCUCGUUCGUUAUUUUUUAGAAAACCAAAUUCCAAAUUAAGAAUUAUAAAGAAAUGCUUUGUAACAAUCAAAACUCAUAAUUAUACAUAAAAAACAAUGAUUUUUCAAUUUUUAUAGGACUAGUUUGAAUUAGAAACCAAACUGAACGCCAUUUUGUGUUCUUAUAAGUUUUCAAAGAUGAACUUUUCAGGCCAUUUAACUAAUACUAUAACUAUAAUAUUCAUGUUAAUUAAGUUCCUUUAAAUGUAUAAGGGUAGUGAGCACUAUUUUUCGUUCCGAUAUUUAGCAUAUAAAUUCAUGUUAGCAAAGUGAAUAGUUGAUUACUCCUCGUACAGAUGUAAUUCUAAAUGGAACAACUGUACAGUCGAUUUUUACACUAACUGUAUAAAAUACUGAAUUUUAAUUAUUAUAGACUGUAAUAAAUAUAGUUAGCAAGGUUGGGCGAAUAAAAUAAUUGUUGUACAUAUAAUUUUGUUUUUUGAAAUUUAUUAUUUCUCUGUUAACUAGCAAUUUCAAUUUUUUCGUUGUAACAUAAAACAACUGAUGAUAAUGAAUGAUACAACUUGAUGUGUUAACAGUAGCGAGAGGCACUGCGUUCGUAACAUGUUUGAAGAUAACAACUGUCAGUGGCUAGCGCAGUUAAUUUCGUUAUUGUAUAGCAAUAGAUAUUAUUUAGUAAUACUUUUUUGAUGAAUAAAAUAAAUAUACGUUGUGUUUAUAGCUUUACAAUAAUCAAUUCUUAACUGACGAAAAUUUUAUAUAAUAUAAAGUACAACCUCUUUAAUCCAAACAGUGUAUUUUAUAGGAUUGGCCGAAGUUAUCGUCCAAUUAAAAGGGAAUAAACCGCAAAUACCAAACUAACGGUUACCCUGCAUAUUUCGAGAGAUUCCCCCCCAAGCAUCAAGGAUUUAUUUUCACAUGACACAAGGAAAGGCAACUAUUGAAAACUUUCUAUUAGCCAAACUAGAUAUAUAUUACUUUUUCGCUGUGCAUUCGUCCCAGUUAUUAUUUGGUAAUAUUAAAAAACAAAAUAAUAUGAUAUUGUGUAGACAUGUAGUAUUUGGAUGUUUAAAAAUUAUAACUCGAGUUUAUAAGAUACUGAGUGUUACCGUCCAUUUCCCCACCUUUUCAAGAAUUGCGUCUUGAGAUUUUAUGAUUGCGGUGUGGUUACCUUAUAAUUGAAUUGUUUCUACGUAUACUUUGUUGAACUGAUGAAUAAUGAUGAUAAUUUUCACCCUCACCCGUCAUUUUUAGUGGUUAGUUAAAGUUUAAACACACUAGAAGUAAAAAAGUCUAGUAACGGCAAACAAGUUCAGUUUGGAUGUUCGGAUUAAAGAGGUUGUACUUAGUUCACGUUUUUAUUAUUUUUUUUAUCAAAGCAAUAUAUUUAAACUUUAAUAAUCGUUUUAUAUCACAAUUACAAUGGAUGAAAAGAAUGUGUAACUUUAAAGUAGAGAUCAGUUAAGUUUAAAUAUCUAAACAAAAGUUUUACUGUCAAUUAAACAAGUUGUUUAUUUUUAGUAAAGUGCCCAAUGUGGUUGAGGUUUACAUAAAAAAAUACUUUUAACAAAUUAAAGUAACCGUUUUAAAUAUACAUGUGUCCAUUAAACAAUAAUUUUUGUAUAUAAUACCAAUAUGAUAUGUUAAUUCAAAUCUACUAAAUAUCUAAGAUUUAGGAUUUUAUUAGAUUUAAAUGGGUUCCCUAUAAUAUAAAUGUAUAUUAAAAAUCUAUAUCUCUACUUUAAAGGUUACUUUUAUGAUAUAAUAAUUGAAAAAAUAAUAAUUUCAUUAUUAUACGUUACAUUUAUAUUAUUUAUUUAUUUAUAUUGUGAUUUAUUGAUUAAUAUACAAAAAUAUUUAAGAAGAAACUGGAAAAUAAUUUUGUAAUUGUAUGAAAAUAUCAAAAAUAAAUUUAUUUAAUUCAGCUAGUACUUAUCAACAGUCACUGUUCUUGAAUUUUUUAGUCCAAUUGUCAUUCGACUAAAUACUUUUCUCUGUACUUGCUAUUCCAAGCUCUAUUUUUUGCUAAUUUUUUCGCAAAUUAAGGUAAUUGUCACCAAAAUCAUCAUUCGGGGCUUGAAAAGUACCUGGGCGUUGCUUGUCUUCAUAUAUUUACAUGUUCUACCACCGAUUGAAAAAACCCUCAUGCAUGACAACAUUAAAAGAGUUGAUUCGAUACAAAUUAGAACUAAAAGGUCAAAUACGAAAUAUAAAUACUAUGAAAUUGACAUCACUUGUAAGGAAGACGAAGUAAGAGGAUAAGUAGCUAGAGCAAAAGGUCGUGGGAUGUGUAUGCAACGUUGUAUGACGGAACAAACACCUAAGACGAAUUUAUAAAGCGACAAUCAGGUUUAUGCAUCAAAAACGAAACCAGAGACCAAAGAAACAAUGGAAAUAACAUCUAUGUCGAAUUGCAGAUGGUAAAAAUGGCAAGGGAUAAAUCUCCAAUUGGAAAAAUGUGGAGUAACAACCUAGAGGAAAGAUAUCCGACCAUCUUGUCAGAACUCCUUCCUUCUAUCUAAAAUGGUUAAAGGAAAGAUUGGGAAUCUACUAGGCCCUCCUCAAGUAGUAGCAAAACUUAAUAUACUAAAAAAAUCCUGUAAUCUAAAAUUGUUAGUUUUUUUUAAUGACACCGAUCUCGGGAUGUUUUUGCUAUUUUUUGCGCAUUAGUUAAGGAGCUAUCCAUGUUCAACAUUUGUUUGUGUGCCUGCUGGCCCAAUCCAUAACCUUCUUGAUUUCUUCAUAGGUUACUAUUUAUACCUAUAUUCUAUAACCAGUUUUUUCAAGGCCUCUGGAGUGUCACCCUAGCCAUAAGGUUCGUUCUUACGAAAUAAGGUAGAUUGAUUAGACUUUUUUUAUACAUACAAGAGUAUAAGAAAAUGAUCUACAUUUUAUUGCUAGUUUCUUCCUUUUUGUUUUUGUAAUUUUUUAAAAUUGAUAUUAUACAUAUCUACUAAUAUACACUUAUUUGUUUAGACAUAUUUCCAGAUAAUUUUAUUGUAGAUGCCAUAUUUACUAAGCAAUAUAUUUAUUAUUUCAAGCUGCUACUAGAAAACUGAAAAUUUAUUAUAGUAUGUCGGUCAAUUUAUGAAAUAUUAAAUCUAGUGAUACAAAAAAAUCAGCUGUGGUAAUACUUCAGCCAAGAAAACCAUUCGAUUUCUUAAAUAUUAUUUGCGGAGGGAGUUUUGAAUUCUAUUGAGAGCUAAACUAAAACACCCGGUCCAUCCCAGUAUUACUGAACACACUGUUUACACCAAAACUCACAAUUACACUGUCUGUUGAGCGUUUUGAUAACCAAGUUAUCGUCUUCAGAGACUUAAGGUAAACAGUCUCUGAAGACGCUAACUUGGUUAUCGAAACGCUCGACAGACAGUGUAAUUGUGGCUAUAGACUGUAAUUUAACAAACACGUAGUAAAAGCCAAAGAAAAUUUCGGUUUUACUUUGUCGAAUUUUCAUAUUUGAGAGAUCGAAGAGGUACUAAGGUAAAUCAUAUCUUGUAUUUUCGAUAUCUGAAUAUUUACCGAACUAGAUUUUUAGCUUCUAUCAUUGGUAUAAAAAUCUAGUUUUUGUUAGAAAUUCUCAAAAUUUGAUUGGUUUAGCUUGAAAUUAGGAAGUUAUUUUGAAAAAAUAAGGAACGCCAUAAUUAUUUGAGAAACGACAUGCACGAAUUUUAUAAAUUUUGAUGUUCAGGGUUUUAGUAAUAUGGUGGUAUUGUUAUGAAAAAGUCUCAUGGUUGCAUGUAAAAUUGAUGGGGUAACGAUUGAUUCAGUUUUGGAGGACUGUUUUCAAUUAUCUUAUUCUUGGCCCUUUAGUAAUUUAAAACCAUCUGCCAACUUCAGUUUAUUCAAGUCUUCCUCCCUUCCAGUAUACUCCCAGGUGUCACACCCAUGAUUCUUUAGUCUCUUGCAUUCAGGACAAAUGCAGUUACAUGUUUUAUCUUCUAAUCCAAAAAAUUUUCUCAAUUAUAUCUUAUACCCGUGAUUAAUACCGGUUAUAGAUUCCCAUUCAAUUUAAUCUGAUCCGAUGAAGAAAUUAUGGGCCCCCUUUUUCGCCAGGGAGAUGUGAAUCUACUCAGCAAUUCUUAGACACUUUCCAGAACAUGUGUUGAUUGGGGAUGUUAUACAUUUGCUUGGAUUGUAGUUCUAAUUUAUCUCUGCAGGGCUUCUAAACGACAACUGAGGGUUACAACAGAUGCUCGAAACGUUUCCAAUACAUUUUAUAACAUCCCUGAUAGGUUUUGAUUUUUAUCUGUGUAUUAAUUUUGUUGAUUUCGAGGGCAUGGCACAAUAUUGAUUCACUUGUUGCAGUUUUUCUACGACCUAAUCUUCUUCAGCAUCGGAUUUUAUAGGAACAAAAUUUAUAGAAAUUGUGUACGCCGAUAAUUGAGGUGUUAAAUUCUUGUAUUUCAUUAAUUUUUAAAAGUAACUUUUCAAGGUAAAUUAUGAAAUGUAAAACAUAUAUUGAUUUUUUAGUAUUAUUAUCGAAACUAUGUCAAUAUAUUAUAGUUACAAAAUUUGAAUAUUUUUUGUCUGUUUGGUGAAACUGUAAUCUUUUUUGAUACUUUUUUAUUGGAACCCGUUUGUUGUGUUUGUCUUUUUAUCUUAAAUGUUUUAUUUUUUAAGAUAUUUUAAGACUGUAACGAUGUCUAAUCUGAUACUAAAAGCAAUAAAUGUAUUUUCUAAUAUACAAUACGUUUGCAGGUAAUGGUUUUUGUCACUAUUAAUUGAUAAUUUAUAUUUGUUGUUUGUAAUUGCGUUAACUAAAAAAUAAAUGGACACAAG